AUGGUGGCGCACAUGUCUCGAAAACGUGAUCGUUCUGGUGGCCAGAGGCAAAGACUGCGACGCAUGUUGCAGGAAGAACAGCUGAACUGCCAGAGCGUUCUCUGUACUUGGUUGUUGUCAAUGUUUGCAUGGGGACACUUUAGCGUGCAACGAGUACAAAAGAUCAGUGCUUUGGCUAUGAAAGAUUUGAAGAGUGCUGAGACUUCUGAAACAAUCUGGAAUGACUUGGAGACAUUAUCCAAGUUAGGAACUGAAGGUCUGUACGCGAACAAGAUGCACACGGAGCUCAUGGGCAAAUGCAAAGGCUUGUCUAACCUACCGGAGCCUUACCCAGUGGAUAUCCAAUAUGCUCCGCCUUUGGGCAUGCAGAAACAGGAUGUUUUUCUUCCUCAUGAAGUCUUCAGCGCAAUUUAUCACAAGUAUCCACAAACAUGGCAAAAAACGAUGGUACCGUCGCAGGCUCACUUGGAAAGGUUCUGGACAGUCACCGAUGGCCAUCCAACCUUGGUUAAUUCCCCACUGAAAGAAUGUCCUUCUUACAAAACGAAAACUGUACCUAUCCUGCUGCACGGGGACGGGGUUCCAAUCGUCGGAAUUGGAAAGGGAUGGUCCAAGAUUGCAACUGUGUUUAGCUGGGCCAGCAUGCUUACAUCUUCAGGGACCAAGGAGUCCAUGAAAUUUAUAUGGGGAGCUUUCGACAAACUCUGCAAAAAGGAUGGUGAGGGAACUGAUGGUACAUUUUCAACAUUUUUCAAAGUUCUAGUCUGGUCGCUGCAGUCUUUGUAUUCGGGUAAGUGGCCCCAUCGGGACCACAAUGGACACUUAUUUCCUUCAUCUUCCUGGCGGGGAAAGUUGGCAGGUCAAGAUCUGGCGGCAGGUUUCACUGGUUAUCUUUUCUCUGUCAUUGGAGACAUGGAUUAUUUUUCAUCGAUACUACAGCUUCCUCACUUUAGCUGGGCAAAGGGGCCGUGUGCACUUUGCAAAUGUACCCUUGGUGGAGUGACCACAUGGACAGACUUUAGAAAGACUGCGGCUUGGCUAGGUACUCGGUGGAGCAAAGCCGACUGGUUUAAUUUUGAGGCUCGCUCCAUGAACCCUUUAUUCAACGAAUUACCUGGGCAAUCUUGUCACACUGUGUCGCUCGACCUGAUGCAUUGCAAGUACUUGGGCCACGAUAUGUAUUUCUUUGGAUCAGUUCUCACACUACUAUGCCAGUACCUCUUGCCUGGAAGCGAAGAACAGAAUUUGAAAAGAUGCUGGGACUUUUUGAAGCGAUUCUACAAGGAGCAUUCCAUUCCUUCGCCUUAUCGAUAUCUGACUAAGAUAUCUAUGUUCAUACGCAAAAAGAAGUUUCCCAAACUACGGGGCAAAGCGUCGGAGGCGCAUGCUGUCCUGGAGAUUGCAAUUCUCAGUCGUCACAUAAACCCGAGAACUACUUGGUGCUUCCGAGGAGAAGACAUGAUGCAGAAAAAAUUCGUUUAUCAAAGGGCCUUUGGCGCCAUCCCGACACGUCUUCCUGAGACUUUUGUGAUCUCCCGAGCUCAAGCCAUGGACGUGCUUUGCGACCGCGAUGAGCACAAGUUUUACAAUGGCUGUCCAUGGCAACGAAAGGAGGACCAUUCCGCAGGGUUCCACGAACGUUCUCGCUUUCAGUGGGGAAGCAGCGACCUCACCUACCAAGUAUUGGUCUUCUUGGAUCGGCUCUUCAUGGCAGGCUUGAAGCUAUAUGGUGAAGACCACCGAGAUGUCUUUGAAAAUCCUGAAGACUUCUUUGUGCGAAUGCUGCGACAUGAAGGGUACCGUGUCGAAGAUCAGAAAAUAUGGCUUGUUGACGAGAGCAGCGGCUGGUGGGAGGAGAAAAAGCCAUGUGGUCUAAAUUUGAAGGAAGCGUUUGACUUGUUGCACGAUGUGAAACUAAAAGACAUCAUGCAGCAGUGGGUUGAACCCAAUGCUCCUUCUUUGCAAUGGCAAUAA
Molecule: messenger RNA, 1974 nt
Organism: Cladocopium goreaui
Lineage: Eukaryota; Dinophyceae; Suessiales; Symbiodiniaceae
Source: the annotation of a GenBank genome assembly